AUGGAAUCCAACAAAGAAUUUGAUAUUGCCGUUCUCGGUCCUACGGGCUACACAGGCAAGUUUUGCGCAGAAUAUAUUGUCAAGAAUCUCCCAACAAACUUAAAAUGGGCUCUGGCGGGCCGGUCUCUCUCGAAGAUCGAGAAUGUUGCUAAGGAACUCAAAGCAUUGAACCCUGAUCGCAGUCCACCAGUAGACACCAUUGCUGUUCAGCUUAACCAGGAAGAACUAUACUCCCUUGCUCAGAGAACGAAGCUCAUCAUCAAUUGCAUCAUUCCGUCUGUAGGUUUUGAAAGUGUGCCUGCAGAUAUACUGUCCUGGAUACUCGUAAAGCGCGUACGGGAGGAAUUUUCAUGCCAUACCAGGGAAAUCACUUGCGCCAUUGACGAGCUCAAGAGCUCCGGCGCAAGUGGAGGCACUCUGAGCACGAUUUUGAGCAUUUUCGACUCCCUUUCGAUUUCAGACAUGUUCAAGUCGAUACAUCCCUUCGCAAUUGCUGCCUCCGCACCAAAGUCUAUACCUAGCGAGCCAUUCAUCAACACGCUUCUGGGAGUCCGCUCUGUGCGAGAUAUGGGUGUUCUUACCACAGCCCCUAUAACAAUUGCUGAUCGUCUAAUUGUUCACCGCAGCAGUACGUUAAUGCCAGAGUUCUAUGGACCCCAAUUCUAUUUCAGAGAGUUCAUUCGCGUACGAAACGUAUUCAUCGGUGUUGCUCUGCAUAUUGCAUUUGUUAUCGGGCUGCUCCUUUUGACGUUGCCUCCGGUUCGAUUCCUGCUGAGACGGAUCAUAUAUACACCGGGAAGUGGACCGCGCAGGGAAGAUUCAACUACUGAAUGGUUUCGGUAUCGUGCUGUGGCGACUGUCGAUCAGACCUCACAGACGCCGAAGCGUGUGCUCGGUAUACUGAAGUAUCAAGGAUCGCUGUAUGCCCUGACAGGGCUGUUGAUGGCUGAGGCCGCAAUGGUUGUCUUGGAAAACGAGGCGAAGGUUAAAAAAGUGUCGCGAGCUGGUAUUGUGACUUCAGCCACUCUGGGCCAGGAAUAUGCGGAUCGACUGGAGAAGGCGGGUUGCAGGAUUGAAACGCGGCUGUUAGAGUACUAA
Molecule: messenger RNA, 1098 nt
Organism: Aspergillus tanneri
Lineage: Eukaryota; Fungi; Ascomycota; Eurotiomycetes; Eurotiales; Aspergillaceae
Exons: 4
Coding region: 1-1098 (365 amino acids)
Biological process (GO): glycolipid biosynthetic process
Cellular component (GO): plasma membrane; mitochondrion; lipid droplet
Source: RefSeq, a predicted model, not a curated record